GAUUGGCUUCUGGUUAUCAAGUAGCCUCCUGUGAAGCUAUUCUUACCCUUCCUAAAAAGGAUGCAAGUGCUUCCCUGGACCCUGGAAGUAGUGUAAGGAGAUACUGGUUAAAGGAAUACCAAAAUCAGGUUAAGAUUCAUCGGGACUCCGUCUCCGGGGCGGGCGAG
Messenger RNA from Cetraspora pellucida, 167 nucleotides. NCBI's taxonomy places the organism in Eukaryota, Fungi, Glomeromycota, Glomeromycetes, Diversisporales, Gigasporaceae. The record is from the annotation of a GenBank genome assembly.